Messenger RNA from Aspergillus terreus NIH2624, 1557 nucleotides. RefSeq lists its product as uncharacterized. The record is from RefSeq and is a predicted model, not a curated record. Gene Ontology annotation, cellular component: membrane. Gene Ontology annotation, molecular function: transmembrane transporter activity. NCBI's taxonomy places the organism in Eukaryota, Fungi, Ascomycota, Eurotiomycetes, Eurotiales, Aspergillaceae. The transcript has 5 exons. Gene Ontology annotation, biological process: transmembrane transport. The coding region runs from base 1 to 1557 and encodes 518 amino acids.
AUGGCUGAAAGAGGCCUGAGCAGUAAACAAGACGUCGAAACAGCUGAUCUGAAGCCAUCUCAUAUCGAGGAUGCCUCUCAGGCCGUCGAGAUUGGUCCUUUCCGCGUUGUCGGGCUGGGGGCCGAUGAGGUGGAUUUCUAUUCCAACUUCCCAGAGGAAAGCCGGAAGAGGAUCUUUCGGAAGGUUGACGUUCGUCUCGUUCCUAUGCUAGCCGUUUUGUACCUGAUCUGCCAUAUUGAUCGCGCGAACAUCGGCAAUGCUAAAAUCGAAGGCAUGAUUGAGGAUCUGAAUAUGACCGGCGUUCAGUAUAAUACUGUUCUUUCUAUCUUCUUUGUCCCGUAUGUUCUACUAGAGGUCCCCAGCAACAUCCUGCUCAAGAAGUUCAAGCGACCUUCCACGUAUCUCGGCAUUCUUGUGCUCUCAUGGGGCAUCGUGAUGACUUGCACGGGCCUUGUCAAGAACUUCGGUGGACUUAUGGCAGUGCGCGUCUUGCUCGGGAUAUUUGAGGCCGGCUUUUUCCCCGGCGCCAUCUAUCUGUGCUCCUACUGGUACAUGCCUAAGGAUCUAGCACUUCGUAUCUCUUAUUUCUACUGUGCUAGUGCGCUGUCCGGUGCCUUUUCUGGCUUGCUGGCUGCUGCUAUCGCUCGAAUGGAUGGUGCCGGCGGUGUCGAAGGGUGGCGAUGGAUCUUCAUCCUUGAGGGACUCGCGACGGUGGCCAUCGGGGUAGCUUGUUUCUUUAUGCUUAUCGACACCCCUGCGCUCUCCAAACGUUGGCUAUCGCCAGAAGAGAUCCGUUACCUCGAGCUUUCAAUGCUGAUCAAACAAGGAGGACGAGUUGACCACGAAGCCAGCUUCCAAUGGAAAGAUCUCUAUAUGGUCCUUACGAAUUGGAGGGUUUACAUGCAGGCCUAUUUCUUGUUCGCGCAGUCCGCCCUCUCUUAUGGUACCAAGUUCACGCUGCCUACUAUCACAAAGGCCAUGGGCUUCAGCGCCACAAAUGCCCAGCUAACAUCUGCUCCCCCUUACGUUGCUGCCGCAGUCUCGGCCAUCGUUUUUGCCAAAAUCUCAGAUCGCUUCUUCUGGAGGAUGCCCUUUGUGGCAAUUCCCAUGAUCAUUGUUGUGGUCGCCUAUGCCGUCAUCGUAUCCUUGAAAGGUGCUCUGGAGGCGAAUCGGGGAGUGGCAUACUUUGCGGUGGUUUUGGCCGUCGUGGGUAUCUACCCUAUUCAAGCAGCCGCUGCCUCGUGGAAUGCCAACAAUAUUGCUCCUGCAUCACGUCGUGCUAUUGGUAUUGCAUUGAUGAAUUGCGUUGGAAACACCGGUGGUAUUCUCGGGAGUUUCAUGUACCUCGAGAAAGAGAGCCCCAAAUACUACACGGGGUUCGGAAUUAGCCUGGCACUCGGUGGGACGGGAUUUUUCAUGGCUCUGCUUCUUGAAUGGACUUAUAAAGUGGCAAACGCGAAGAAGGCAGAGCUUGUGGACGAAGCGAGAACACGAUAUACUGAGGAGGAAUUGUUCGACAUGGGAGACAGAUCGCCGCUCUUCAAGCAUGUCCUGUGA